AUGGGCCAGCAGUUAGCUUUGGAUGAUAGAGUGCUACGGUCCAUGGGUGUGGGCAAAUGCUUCAAGGACGGUCACCAGCGAAUAAACUCCAUGGACUUCUGCCGGACGGAGGACCUGCUGGUGACGGGCAGCGAUGAUGAUUCCAUCCGCGUGUACGAUGUCGCGCGGGGCGUGCCGGUGGACACGCUCCACAGCCGCAAAUACGGCGUUCAGAACGUGUGCUUCACACACGACCCCGCCUGCAUUGUCUACGCUUCUCGAAAGCUCAAACCCACGGAGGCCCAUGCGCUCCGAUACCACUCCCUCCACAUGAAUCAGUACCUGAGAUACUUCACUGGACAUACCGCCCAGGUGUGUGUCAAUUCCCUGUGCUUCUCGCCCAAGAAUGACACAUUCGUAUCGGCGGCGCAGGACAAGACUGUACGGCUGUGGGAUGUACGGACAAACAUUUGCCAGGGCUGUCUGCAGGUCCCGGGCAACCCGACCGCCACCAUCGAUCAGCAAGGACUCGUGUUCGCGGUGGCUACGGAGUCGGGCAUCAUCAAACUGUACGACUUGAGGUCGUACGACAAGGGACCCUUUGAUACGUUCACGGAGAAGGGCAACCCCACGGGUUUUGCGGAUAUCAAGUUUUCGAACAACGGCAACUUGCUCAUGGCGGUGGUGGAGGGCCGAAUAUAUUUGCUGGACGCUUACAAGGUACCAACAAGGAAGGACGGUGAAUGCGAGCGCGAGACCGGUACGGCAGUGGAGGCCGCGAUCACAGCGGACAACCAGUACCUUCUGACCGGAUGUGACGACCGGGCGAUUCGCGUGUGGCACAUCGACAGCGGUCGUGAGGUGGCGGUGUGGCAAUGUCACGCCCAGAUACCCGCCUGCCUGAGGACGUCCAAUCGGAGAGUGCUGGUGGCGAGUGCAUGUACGGCACUAGUGCUGUGGAUUCCCAACCUCAAAAUCCUGGAGGGCCUGCCGCCGCCUUGA
This is a messenger RNA of Volvox carteri f. nagariensis, 981 nucleotides long. RefSeq lists its product as uncharacterized. Gene Ontology annotation, molecular function: chromatin binding; protein binding. NCBI's taxonomy places the organism in Eukaryota, Viridiplantae, Chlorophyta, Chlorophyceae, Chlamydomonadales, Volvocaceae. The record is from RefSeq and is a predicted model, not a curated record. The transcript has 9 exons. Gene Ontology annotation, cellular component: Set1C/COMPASS complex. Bases 1 to 981 code for a protein of 326 amino acids.